GUGAUGAUGUGUGAAAGGCGACCUCCAGGGUGGGCAAAGCUGAUGCACCGCCAGUGAUUGCUCAGGAUCGUGCAUAAUGGAUGAUUCGCCGCCGAUGACCAGCAGCGCCGACGGGGCUGCAAAUGGGCAGCCCGCAGAGCAGCAGCAAGAAGGACCACCACCGAGGCGCCGCGCAUCUCUCGCACCCCAGACGGCGCCACUCCUCGAUGGUCCGCCGGCGCCGCCGCGCCCGCGCCGCGCGUCCUGGCCCGCGCCCGUGCCCGCGCCGGAUGAAUGCAAGGAGCCGUCGUCGACGCGGUCCGCCGACCUCGAGCGCUUCGUGGCGCGGCGCGCGGCGACGCUGCGGCGCGCGACGCCCGACGCCGAAGCCUUGGAGGAGCAGGUGCGCUCCGCUUUAAAUGAUAUGGUGGCUACGGAACGGCGGCGACCCUCGACGACGCCGCCAGCAAAACGGCCGUCGCUGGCCGCGCAGCUCUUCCGGCCCCGGUCCGCGUCGAAGGACAACGCCGACGCCAAGCUCGCCUCGCAGUUGUACGGCGGAAGCAUGACGUCGAGUCGACGGAAACAACGACGCGUGCCCUGGAACCACCCCGACUCGGUCUUCCGGCAGCGCUGGAUCCUGGCCGUCAUUAUGGCGACGCUGUACUGCGCCGUGGAGCUGCCCGUGGAGCUGGCGUUUUAUCCCGGUUUUCAAGUGGCGAGUUUCAAAUUCUGGUUCGACAUCUGUAUAGAUUUAUUUUUUGUGGCGGACAUUUGCGUCUCAUUGAAAACGGGCUUCGUCGAGGACGGCGUGGUCGUGAUGGACCCGAAACGUAUCAGGCAGAAGUACUGCCGGUCCGGGUUUGUGGUAGAUUUGAUCGCGGUGCUGCCGUUCGACGUCGCGAUGGCUUUUGCAGGAAGUGGUGAUGGUAACGAAUCGUUAGUUGCCGCAUCGACACGCCUCGGCCGCGUCGCGCGGCUAUCAAGGUUAUUGCGUCUAGGAAGGGUAGCUCGACUGUUCCGCUACUCCCAACAUUAUCUAGGAGGCCUCCAUGAAGGCCACGUUCGAAUCCUAGCACUGACGUUCACGGUCUUUCUGUUUGCUCACUGGGAUGCUUGCUUACUGUACCUAUCAGCUCGCAUGGACGACUUCGACGAGGACCGGACCUGGGUCGGGCACUUAGGACUUAAGUCAAGGACGAAUGCGGACCAGUACGCGUGGGCGUUGUUCAAGGCUUGUAGUCAUAUGUUGUGUAUAGGGUAUGGAGUUGUGAGACCCCUGUCUACCGUAGAAGUUUUGUUGACUACUGUCAGUAUGGUCUUCGGGGCGGCGUUGUUUGCCGGUAUUAUCGGCUCACUGACAGCUUAUCUGGCUUCCUUAGACGGCCCGUCGGCGAGAUAUGAAAGAUUACAGAGGGACUGCAACGUGUUUUUGGAGCAGCAUGGUUUAUCUCCUACAUUGAGGGAGAGGGUGCGCGACCAUCUGGAUAGGAGCCAUUUACGCGUGAAGCGGCGGUCCUGCGACGCGGCCGCCGAGGCGCGCGGCCACGGCCGCGUCGAUGAAUCAACUAUUCUGGACGCGCUGUCUCCUUUGUUGAGGAGCGAGGUCUGCGUCGAGCGCUGCCGUCGUGUUAUUCGCGCAUCACCGCUCCUGAAUGGCACGCUCGUGCGAAGUGACAUCGCGCGGGCGGUGGCCCCCGUCCUCGCGCCGCUCUCUGUGGGUGAAGGAGAAGCAGUCUUGGAAAAGAAUGAACCAGCUCUAGAAAUGUACUUCGUGGAGACGGGCUGCGUGCGAUUGAUCCGAGACGAGCCGGUCGCGGCGCUCGAAACUGGAAGUUACUUCGGAGAAAUUCCGUUCGUCUUCGAAAAUGUAAUGCUGCAGCCCUUUUUGGCUGUGGCUUGUGAAAGUUGCGACCUCUGGGUGCUGCCGCGGGAUGCGUUCGAGCGCCUCGGCGUCGUGUUUCCCGAGCUCCCGCGGAUCGUGCGCCUCGUCGCGCGGCAGCGGCUCGAGCGGAUGGGCGUCUCGUUGAUUGAUAUCUCGUCCGACGCCGACGGGUCGGACUCCAUUAGAUUGCUGGAGGACCUCUUCGCGUCGCCGGACGUCCGGAUGCUGGCGCAGCGGAUGCUCUCCGCCGAGUCGUCGCCGGCGUUGUCGCCUGCUUUGUCGCCGCGGGAGUAG
This is a messenger RNA of Pelagomonas calceolata, 2158 nucleotides long. The record is from the annotation of a GenBank genome assembly. NCBI's taxonomy places the organism in Eukaryota, Pelagophyceae, Pelagomonadales, Pelagomonadaceae.